Messenger RNA from Choloepus didactylus (southern two-toed sloth), 3842 nucleotides. RefSeq names its product endoplasmic reticulum lectin 1 (gene ERLEC1). Gene Ontology annotation, biological process: endoplasmic reticulum unfolded protein response; retrograde protein transport, ER to cytosol. The record is from RefSeq and is a predicted model, not a curated record. The transcript has 14 exons. Bases 180 to 1583 code for a protein of 467 amino acids. Gene Ontology annotation, cellular component: endoplasmic reticulum lumen. Lineage: Eukaryota; Metazoa; Chordata; Mammalia; Pilosa; Megalonychidae.
GGGAGGCUCAGGAGAGCGGAGGCGGUGUCGCCGGGCUCUCCGGAAGGAGACGUGGCGGCGGUUGGGUCCCCGGCUCCCCUGGCGCUUUGUAGUCCCGCCGCCUCCUCCUCCUCCUCCCCCUCUUCUCCUCUGUGGGCAGAGGAGGUUGUGGCGGCGGCUGGAGAAAGCGGCGGCGGAGGAUGGAGGAAGGAGGCGGCGGCGCGCGGAGCCUUAUCCCUGGUGGGCCUCUGUUACUGGUCCUUUGUGGCCUUCUGGAGGCGUCCGGCGGCGGCCGCGCACUUCCCCCGCUCAGCGAUGACAUCCCCUUCCGAGUCAAUUGGCCCGGCACCGAGUUCUCUCUGCCCACAACUGGUGUUUUGUAUAAAGAAGAUAAUUAUGUCAUCAUGACAACUGCACAUAAAGAAAAAUAUAAAUGCAUACUUCCUCUUGUGACAAGUGGGGAUGAGGAAGAAGAAAAGGAUUAUAAAGGCCCUAAUCCAAGGGAGCUAUUGGAACCACUAUUUAAACAAAGUAGUUGUUCCUACAGAAUUGAAUCUUAUUGGACUUAUGAAGUAUGCCACGGAAAACACAUUCGGCAGUAUCACGAAGAAAAAGAAACUGGUCAGAAAGUAAAUAUUCACGAGUACUACCUUGGGAAUAUGUUGGCUAAGAACCUACUAUCUGAAAAAGAACAAGAAGCAGAGGGAAAAGAAAAAUCAAAAGAGAUUCCCACUAAAAAUAUUGAAGGUCAGAUGACACCCUACUAUCCUAUAGGAAUGGGAAAUGGCACACCUUGUAGUUUGAAACAGAACCGACCCAGAUCAAGUACUGUGAUGUAUAUAUGUCAUCCUGAAUCUAAGCAUGAAAUUCUUUCAGUAGCUGAAGUUACAACUUGUGAAUAUGAAGUUGUUAUUUUGACACCACUCUUGUGCAAUCAUCCUAAAUAUAGGUUCAGGGCAUCUCCUGUGAACGACAUAUUUUGCCAGUCACUACCAGGAUCACCAUUUAAACCCCUCACCCUGAGACAGCUGGAGCAACAGGAAGAAAUACUAAGGGUGCCUUUUAGGAGAAAUAAAGAGGAAGAGUUGCAGUCAACUAAAGAAGAGAGAUUUCCUGCAAUCCACAAGCCCAUUUCUGUUGGCUCUCAGCCAGUGCUCACUGUUGGAACAACCCACAUAUCCAAAUUGACAGAUGACCAGCUCAUAAAAGAGUUCCUUAGUGGUUCUUAUUGCUUUCAUGGGGGUGUUGGCUGGUGGAAAUAUGAAUUCUGCUAUGGCAAACAUGUACAUCAAUACCAUGAGGACAAAGAUAGUGGGAAAACCUCUGUGGUUGUGGGAACAUGGAACCAAGAAGAGCAUAUUGAAUGGGCUAAGAAGAAUACUGCUAGAGCCUAUCAUCUUCAAGACGAUGGUACCCAGACAGUCAGGAUGGUGUCACAUUUUUAUGGGAAUGGAGAUAUUUGUGAUAUAACUGACAAACCAAGACAGGUGACUGUAAAACUAAAGUGUAAAGAAUCAGAUUCUCCUCAUGCUGUUACUGUAUAUAUGCUAGAGCCUCACUCAUGUCAGUAUAUUCUUGGGAAGGCUUCUGGGCAGUUUUGCUGAUAAUGCCAUCUCUGAAGACAUUUUAUCAAUCAACAAAAUAGAAGAUUUAUUUAGAGACACGUUUUUUCAGACAGUGAUGACACUGAUAAUAUAUGUGAUUAUAAAAUGAAGUGACUAUGCUUCCUUUUGAAAACAUAUAUGCCAAAUCUCAUACCUGGAGGUAAGUUUUACCUGUAUCAAAGUAGUCCUCAUAUGUGAGACAGACUUAGGAUCAAAUUAGUUUGGCUACUUCCAGGCAGUGUUAUCUUGGACAAACGGCAUAUUCAACUUACUGCAUUAUCUAUAAAUGUGGACAUAAUACGUAGUUCAUAGGGUUUUCAAGAGGAAUAACUGAGAUAAUGUAUGUGAUGUGUUGCGAAGUACUUUGCAAACUGUCCAACAAAUAGUCCAAAACAAUAGUAAUAGUUGGUCAAGGCAGUUGUUUUUCCCCGGAUUAGUUUCCUUAACUUAUUUAUAGUUAUUUAUAUUCUUAAACCACAUUGUUGGAAAAGUUUUCAUCAACCACCUCCAAAAAAGUGUUUCAUCCCCACAAAGCCAGUCUUGGGUCAUUAUUCCUUGAAUUUCAGAAGGCUCGGUUGAUGUUAGGCACAGAGAUGACAGGCUACCCCAGACUCUGCUUCUGUAGUAAUAAAAAUGACAGCUGCUAUUUAUUGAACAUUUUGACAUACUUCGCUCUAUGCGUACUUUAUGUACCCUGAUCACAUAUGAUCACAACCGUAUGAGGUAGGUUUACUAUCUUUAAUUUAAAGAUAAAAACAAGGCACAAAGAGUUGAACUAAGUUGCCUAACUUACACAACUAUAGGUGGCUGAGCCAUCUUUUGAACCAAUUCAGAUUCCUGAGUCCACAUUCAUUAAUAGAAUGCAAUAGUGCUUUCUAUUCACAGAAACAUUUUCUGUUAACAUCUCCCACCUUAGAACACAGGAGGGCUUUAGUGAAAUGCCCUGUAAAAUGAGGGAAGCAAUUGAUUUUCUCCUGGCAACCAACAUGUGACACUCAUUUUUUUUCCAUAUAACGUUUUUAUUAAAUGGAACACCACUAACUUCUUAAGCUAAUGCAACUCACAAAUCUAACAAAUGAAAAGUCACUAGUAGUUUUCAAGUGUCACCUUGGGAAUUUUGGCUUGGUUAAAUGCCAUCAAACACUCCCUUCUUUGAAAUUCCUUUACUGAUGAUAAAUACUGUAAGAACGGUGAUAAUUUAAACUCAGAUUAUAUUUAUGAUUUAAGUAAUAUAAAGAUAAUUCCUUAAUCUUUUAUUUAGUUUUUCUGUUUUGGAGUAAAGAAUGUGCCUUACUUUUGUUCCUCCUCAGUCCUUGCAUAAAGUUGACAUUAAACAAAUAUUUGUUGAAUAGAUGAAUGAACUCUUACCCUCCCUUACCUGCACCCUCUAAAAUUUUCCCCAACUACUCCAAUUCCCUUUACACUCCUCAUUUUUCAGUAUUUGUUCUUUAAGGAAAAAAAAAUCUUUUUCUGUUUUACAAUGAUUGAGAAAGAAAAAGGAGUAGAAUUAUAGAUUUUGUUCUGUCCUAUAUUCCAUUUUCACUCAUUCUCCACAGUAUCAUUUAAUUCAUUAUCUGCUAUCUUACAGUUCUUUCUCAUUGUUCCAUACAUUGCAUCUCCUCCCUAACAACAGUGCAGUGUCUAUGUCUCCAUCCUCUUUUGUAUUUCCCUCACUAGAAAGCAUUGAUUGAAAUAACAUCCCUGAUCACCAGGGUCAAGAAAGGAAUUUUUCAAUCCCCCACUUCAUGAAACUUAAAACAUUCCAAUUCUUAGGUUUUCUAUAAACUCCUCACAGAAAGGGACUAACACUGUGUCUUCUUUGUGAUGAGCACAAUUCCAAGACUUAUCUUUCCUCAAAAUAAUAAUUUAAUUAGUUCUUACAAUUUCUUGGACAUACAUUGUUGCAGAGCCAAACAACUGAGCAGGAAGCUUUCACAAGCCCUUCUUAAUGUCAGAUAUGAAAAUGUGUUGAAAAUGAAGCCUUUAUACAGGUUAUGAAACCUAGUGCUGCUGCCCCAGAAAACAGGCAUAAAGCACUCUUUGUGCCUGAGUUUGUAAGGCCUAUCUGGCAUUUGAGCAAACCAGAUUUUGUAAAACAUCAGACUGCAUGAAAAUCAAGAUUCCCUCAUUGGAAAGAUCUCCCACUCAUCAGCAUGCUGCAGGCAAACAAGGGCUCAGGAAAAUGUUGAAAGGACAAACCUCACAUAAAUGGAACUCAGAGAAAAAAAAAAAACUGAACUUAUUUUGGUACCAGCUUAG